Messenger RNA from Aspergillus alliaceus, 1532 nucleotides. RefSeq lists its product as uncharacterized. The transcript has a single exon. The record is from RefSeq and is a predicted model, not a curated record. The coding region runs from base 296 to 1117 and encodes 273 amino acids. NCBI's taxonomy places the organism in Eukaryota, Fungi, Ascomycota, Eurotiomycetes, Eurotiales, Aspergillaceae.
AGACAACAGGAAAACACGAGUACUAUCUUUCUCCUGCGCAGCAGAGUACUUUCGUUUUGCAUCGUUCCAAAUAUUGGACCUGAUUAAUACCUUACCUUGAUUAUCUACAAAGGUACUCCGAUAAUCCAUCCCUUUUAGGGUGAUCGGCGCCUUGUUGCAGUCUGACUCACCGCCUCCUUUGCUACAUGCUCAUUGGCCGCACCGCCAUCGCCGGAAGCAGUAGGUCUGCCUGAGUCACCGCGUGUCAUCACUAGUCUUUGAGCUCAUAAGCACAUCAACGUCCGGGGAUUGCGCAAUGGGGUCCUCUUCUUCCCCCACAACGUUCCUCGCUACUACUUCUACUUCUUCUACCCUCUCCCCCUCCGAUCAAACUUCCUCCCCCAGCGCCUACUUUACUUCUCUUGCCCGGAGGCGUCAACAGAAGAAAAUGAGCAUCACUCAAACAUACUAUCUCGCCCACACCGCUCGGAAGAAGCUGACCCGCGAAGCUUCCCGGGCGGACCAUGAUCUCCGCCUCCUGGUUGGUCAUGCCAACCUACUCGAUUCCUUGAUGCUCGAUCUCGCCGAUGCCGAGCAAGAGCAAGAACGCUGGUUCAACCAGACCGUCCACGGCGUCACCAAGGGCUCCCAAUCCGAGCCUCGCCAUAUCCAAUGGGCGGAAACCGUGGUGGAAGAUCCCGAAGAUGACUGGGAUGCGGAGGAUGUUUCCGACUCCGACCUCAGCGACGACUCCGACUUGGAGGAAGAUGACUAUGAACCCGCCUACACUCCUGUCCGCCGCCGUGCUCCAUCACCGGUGGCUAUUGUCCGCGAGAAAGAGGUGGAAGAAGACUACGAUUCCGAUUCUGACUCAGACUUCGAAUACGACGAUGCGGAGGACCUGGAAGAGCUUACUUUGACCCGCUCGCCGUCCCGGCAGAGUCCCCCGGAGCUGUCUUCUGAUUCCGACGAAGAGUCCGAGGAAGAAUCGAUGCCCCCGUCACCGCCGCAACCGACACUGAACACCUUCUCCGAGAAGGAAGCCCAAGCUACCGAGCUUCCUCUGUCGGGAAGUGGAUUUGAGGACCGGUAUUACGUUUCGAAUGAACAGCAAAAUGCGAUCAUUGAGGCCUACUAAAUUCUCUCCUUGAUUGACGACUGCUUCGUUUGUACAUACCCUCUUAUGAUACCCCUCCGACAUUCUUGGGCUCGUUUUGGUUUGGUCUCAGCGAUACAUUUCUUCAGCGGAUACGGCGUUUGGGCUGCAAGAAAAUUUUUUUCUUCUUGGCGAUAUUGCAUUUACUACUUUGCAUGGUCUGGACUUACUGGCGUUCAGACCUGACUGCCUAAGUGAUUGGGCAUUGUUGGAUACUCUCCUCUUAUAUGGGGCAUUUGUUUUACCGCCCCCACUGCUGGCCCUCUUUGAUAGUGUGGCUUGUGCAUACGUUUUGAAUGUUUCACGAUAACGAUGCGUUUACCUCUUACCUUCCAUAGAAAUAUUAUAUAGUCUUAGCAUCAGCAAUAUUAUAUAGAUAAUACUUCCUCACUCAUUA